AGUUUACAAUUUCACAUCAAAAAGUUCUUUUCAUGUUUUUAUAAAAUUUCGCUAGAUUUUCAUAAUUUAGAAACUUUCUGUCAGCAACAAGUAAGCAUCAAGUCAAUUAUUCAGCAAUUGUUCGAUUUGACAGACUCAAAUAAUCCACAAAAGACAUCAUUUUAUUGAACAAAGCUAUUUCACGUGCCUUUCUAAAAACAAAAGUUCAAAGCCUCGAGAAUGUCACUUCAAGCUAAAAUCGGUCCUUCAAUUCUCAAUGCCGACUUGUCGCAGCUAGCUGACGAGUCACAGAAAUUACUUGAUAAUGGAGCUGAUUAUUUGCAUCUCGAUGUCAUGGACGGACAUUUUGUUCCUAAUCUCACAUUCGGACAUCCAAUUGUCAAGUGCUUGAGGAACAAGAUUAAGGAAGCCUUCUUCGAAACCCACAUGAUGGUCUCGAAUCCAGAACAAUGGAUCUCAGACAUGGCUGAUGCCGGUGUCGAUCAAUACACAUUUCAUAUCGAACCAGUCGAUGAUGUCAGUGCCGUUUGUCGUAAGGUUCGUGAAGCAGGAAUGAAAGUUGGACUCGCAAUAAAGCCAAAAACAGCAGUUGAUGUUGUCGAGAAGUACAUUGAGAUGGCUGAUUUGGUGCUGAUCAUGACAGUUGAGCCUGGAUUUGGUGGACAGAAGUUUAUGGAGGAUAUGAUGCCAAAGGUUAAGCAUUUGAGGGAUAAUUAUCCGACUUUGAAUAUUGAAGUUGAUGGUGGAGUUGCACUGAAUACAAUUGACUGCUGUGCUAAGGCUGGUGCUAAUUGGAUUGUGUCUGGAACUGGAGUUAUCAAGGCUGAUGAUCAAGGAGCUGUUAUUAAGCAAUUGAGAGGAUCUGUGACUAGUGCUAUCGCUGAAUAUUCUAAGUAGGAAUGGCUAUUGUGAG
Molecule: messenger RNA, 913 nt
Organism: Chironomus riparius
Lineage: Eukaryota; Metazoa; Arthropoda; Insecta; Diptera; Chironomidae
Source: the annotation of a GenBank genome assembly